Molecule: messenger RNA, 1349 nt
Organism: Salvelinus fontinalis (brook trout)
Lineage: Eukaryota; Metazoa; Chordata; Actinopteri; Salmoniformes; Salmonidae
Exons: 4
Coding region: 106-813 (235 amino acids)
Source: RefSeq, a predicted model, not a curated record
GACACAGACAGUGGAAUUUACAUUGCAAAUGCAAAGAAAAAAGAUUGGACAGAUUCAACGUCUUCAUACAGACUUAAGGUGUUGGAAGCUGUUCCCAUUCCAGCCAUGCAGGUGACCUACUACAACUCAAGUACAGGACUUUGUAACAUCACAGUGAAUUGUUCAGGCUGGAUGUUUUCUGUCUGUAAUGGAGGUCAGUGCCCACUGUACCAGGAUUCUCUGUCAGUCUCUGAGGUCAAUAUCACCGUUUCCAGUGGUAAUGGAUUCAUCCAGUGUAUCGUCAACAAUCACAUCAGUACAGAGACCAAAUCACAACGGAUGAAGGACAUAUGUAUUGGUGAGAAGAAGGGGAUCGCUGCAGCAUCACUAGUUGGCAUCAUUGUGUUCAUUGUUACUGGUGGAUUAUUCUUAGUUGGUGUACGAUGCAUCAUAUCAACCAGAAGAAGGCGAUCCCCUAAAGAAAAACUGCUACUGAAGGUCGUUGUUCCAGAAGUUGACAACCCAGUGAGCGCUAUACCAGGAAGACCAGAACUCCAUAACACCCCUGGAUCUGAGGUGACAUCUAUCUAUGUUACUGCAGUGAGACCAGGAGCAGUACCAGCAGCAGCAGGAGGAGAAGAGGGGCAUCCAGGGGACAAGGAGUACACUUCACCAGAAGAGAGGAAAGAACCACAGUUCCCCCAACAGGCAGAGACAGUCUACAGCACCCUACAGAUACCAGCUGCAGCACAGCGCCACCCAGUGGGAAAAGGAAAUAAUCUAAAGAAACCAGACACGGUGUACUGCACAAUAGGAGACAAACUACCCUGCUAAACUACCCCUCCAUCCCUCUCAGAGACCCCUGAUGUUACAUUGACUAAGAUUUAACCCAUAGACUCAGAUACCGAACAGCAAACACAGGGGAAAUUAUGAAGGAGAGAGAAUCGUGAUAAUGGCUUUUUACAUUUUUUGUCUAAUUUCAUCCAUAUUUAAAGUGGCAAUCUGCAAUUCCUACGUACUUUGAAAUGAAUUGUAUAUAACUAUUGAUCCAUGCAGAAUACAACUUAUGCUUGUUUAACUCCAUUGUUUGUAAAAACUGUAUUUGUAAAACAAUUGGUGGCAGGGUACCCGAGUUGUUAUUAUUUAGACUGCAGAUUUCCUCCUUUAGCGAUAGAAAGUAUGUAAAACAGUCUUAUUUCUGUAAAUGAAAAUGAAAACAUGCAGAUGAAUACAGUAGCGCUAUACAUGCUUUAAAAAAGUGUUUAUAUACAAAUCAGCGGUUUGAAAAUGGGAAGCCCAUCCAUUCAAUCAAUCAAAUCGACCAAUCAAUCAAUAAAUACAUAAACCAAUCAUUCAAUUAAUAAAUAAAU